Emiliania huxleyi CCMP1516 is the source of this 429-nucleotide messenger RNA. RefSeq lists its product as hypothetical. The transcript is spliced from 3 exons. The record is from RefSeq and is a predicted model, not a curated record. Bases 1 to 429 code for a protein of 142 amino acids. Gene Ontology annotation, biological process: fatty acid metabolic process. Gene Ontology annotation, molecular function: fatty-acyl-CoA binding. NCBI's taxonomy places the organism in Eukaryota, Haptophyta, Isochrysidales, Noelaerhabdaceae.
AUGCCGCUGCCCGCGCUCGACCCGGUGGCGCUCGCCAGGUAUAAGCGGGCGUCUGAGGACGCACGCUCGCUGCCGCCGAACCUGCUGACAAACAGCCAGCGGCUCAAGCUGUACGCCCUCUUCAAGCAGGCCGAGGGCCCGGCGCCCGAGUCUGGGCCGUCGCGCUUUGACGCAGUGGCUCGUGCAAAGUGGGAGGCCUGGAACGACGUGCGCUCGCUGUCAGCAGAGCAAGCGGUGGAGUCGUACUGCUCCAUCAUCGAGGGCCUGCCGCCGGAGCUUGCCGCGGAGCCGGAGGUGGAGGCGCAGCGGUGGGCGGCGACGGCGCUGUCGCUCGCGCCCGGCGCCACCUUCGAGGUUCCCAUCUUCGUGCCCGAGCCGUCGCGCUGCCGCUACUCGUUCACAGUCGCCGCAGCAGACGGCCUCAGCUAA